AAUUUUUUUAAAAUAACUUCAGAUUUGUAAUCCGAGUAUUAAGUCUCAUGUAAAAAAAAGUUCCUUUUGUAGUUUCUGAACAAUUGGCCGCCAUUUUGGAUCCACCAUUUUGAAUUUUAAAAAUCUGUCAACAACGGCUCCAAAAAGCACUGAAAAAAAUAUAUCAUCAUAGUUUAAGUAUAUUUGGGACUAUAACCAAGUUUUCUAUAUCUGACCUACUAUGCAAAGAGACAAAUGUCGACAAAUUGUAACUAAACCAACAUUUAAUAAACAAAUGCCUAGAGAUUUUUCUACCAUUUCAAAUGACACAUAGUGUUCUUCGCGACUGAAUCACAAAGCAGGGUCUCAUUUAAAACUAAAUAUAGAAAAUAUUAAAAAUAUAAAUAAAUAACAAUAAAUUUCAAUAUCUUUGAAGACCUUUUAAUCAAAUAAUUAUCAAAAAUAUCCAUCUUGAUGAAAGAAUAUAACAAAAUUAAUUGGGAAAUAAUUUAAAUCUGUAAUGCACAUCUAAUCAAAAGGCUUUACUCGAAAAGUGAUUAACUACAAGUUAAUUGUAAUUAAAUUAUCUUGAUUAAAUGAGUAUAAAUUAGUGAACCUAGAAGAAGUAAAGCACAGUCUUGGAACGGAAAAAAAUUAAAAAAUGAAAUAUAUUGUGUUCUUUGGUCUGAACCUCCUGGCUGUUACCCAGGCUGCUGUUCUUGACUGGGACUUAUUGAUACCCAGAAUCAUCAACGGACAAGAUGCAAAACCUGGAGAAAUUCCGUUCCAGGUCUCACUUCAAACCAAAAAUCAAAAUUUCCACUUUUGUGGAGGUUCAAUUUUGACCGAGAACUAUAUUAUCACUGCAGCUCAUUGUGUUGUUGGUAAUAAAGCAGCUAACAUACAAGUCAUCGUAGGAACAUUAAAAUUAAGUGAACCAAAAUCUGUUCACCUCGUUGAACAAAUUAUUACGCAUAAAGAAUAUAAUCCACGUGAUGCUUGGAAGAAUGAUAUUGCUUUACUAAAAGUAAAGGAACCAAUCGUCAUGACUAAUGAAAUCAAACCUAUUCCUCUUCCUCAUCAUAAUGCCGUAUUUAAGCCUAAUCAAAAAGCAGUUGUCUCCGGAUGGGGUAGACUUUUGUUUAAUGGACCAACUCCGGAUCAUUUACAACGAGCUGAUCUUGUCAUUGCCGAUCAAACCUAUUGCGUGAAAAAAUACGCCGAAUUCGGUCUUAAUGUUCACGACAGUCAAAUUUGUGCUUACGAUCCUAAAGUGAUGAGGGGAUCAUGCAAUGGUGACUCUGGUGGUCCUUUGACUGUUAAUGGAGUCCUAGUGGGUCUAGUUUCCUGGGCUAAUGGUUGUGCCAAAACCGACUAUCCAACAGUCUAUACUAGAGUUCCAGACUUUUUGGAUUGGAUCGCAGCUCACGCGGUUUAAAUUUUUUAAAAAUAUUUGAUAAUCUGAUAAUGCCUAGCGAAAAUA
This is a messenger RNA of Leptopilina heterotoma, 1462 nucleotides long. RefSeq names its product chymotrypsin-2-like. The coding region runs from base 641 to 1417 and encodes 258 amino acids. NCBI's taxonomy places the organism in Eukaryota, Metazoa, Arthropoda, Insecta, Hymenoptera, Figitidae. The record is from RefSeq and is a predicted model, not a curated record. Gene Ontology annotation, biological process: proteolysis. The transcript is spliced from 7 exons. Gene Ontology annotation, molecular function: serine-type endopeptidase activity.